AUGUUGAAAUUCACCUACUCAGCUCUACUAAUUCUAGGGAUACUCAUUUUUGUAAUUUCAAUUCCAGAAAAAUUAGUUGAUAGAAGAUCGAAUUCGAGUGUCACGAAAAAAGCAAUAAUCAAAACCAUUAUGGUUGAUAAAGAUGAGAUCAUCAAUUAUUAUGAUAUCUACAAACAAUCUUCUCUUAAUCAUCCUUCGCUUCAUAAUCACACAAUACAGCACGCGGUAAUUAAGGUGGAUGGAAAUUUCCUAGGAUCACAAAUAAAAAUAAAUCUUUGGAAUCCGGUUGUGGAAGUACCGGUUGAAAUAAGUGUAUCCCAAAUUUGGAUUGGAACUUCUGACGGUGAUGAUGCCAAUAUUAUUGAAGCUGGAUGGCUAGUUUCCCAACAUUUAUACGGUGAUGACCAGACCAGAUUCUUUAUAUUGUGGACUACUGAUAACUGUAAAAGUGGUUGCUUCGUCCUCAGAUGUGAUGGUUUUGUGCACAUAUCCUCGGAUGUCGCCCUUGGUUGCAAUUUCACAGAUAUGUCCACUUUCAAAGGCGAUCAAAAGGAUGCCUCCUUCGGUAUACACAAGGACCAAAAUAGUGGAAAUUGGUGGGUAAUUUUACAAGGUAUUCCCGUAGGAUAUUAUCCUAAUUCUCUAUUCACUCAAUUAUCAAAGAAAGCAACAAGAAUAGAUUUUGGUGGAGAAAUAUUUAAUACGAGAUCGAAAGGACGACAUACUAUAACUCAAAUGGGUAGUGGUCAUUUCCCUUCAGAAGGAGGCUUUGAAAUAUCUAGCUUUUUUAAUCAUGUUCAAGUAAUUGAUGAAAAUAACGAAACAAAAGACCUCGAAGAUGUUAAACUUAUCAUAUCAAAUCCAAAUUGCUAUGAUUUGAAGAUUGAUGACGAACAUGCAAAUGGUUACAGUUUUUAUUAUGGAGGUCCUGGUUACACUGAUAAUUGUGAAUAA
This is a messenger RNA of Papaver somniferum (opium poppy), 954 nucleotides long. RefSeq lists its product as uncharacterized. The transcript is spliced from 6 exons. Bases 1 to 954 code for a protein of 317 amino acids. Lineage: Eukaryota; Viridiplantae; Streptophyta; Magnoliopsida; Ranunculales; Papaveraceae. The record is from RefSeq and is a predicted model, not a curated record.